Messenger RNA from Purpureocillium lilacinum, 939 nucleotides. RefSeq lists its product as uncharacterized. NCBI's taxonomy places the organism in Eukaryota, Fungi, Ascomycota, Sordariomycetes, Hypocreales, Ophiocordycipitaceae. The record is from RefSeq and is a predicted model, not a curated record.
AUGGCUUCCUUUCACAACAUCUACGUUGGCCCGGGCGUGAACAUCAAUUGGACAGGUCCUAGCAACGUCGGACUACAGAAUGCCAGUUCUUUGACGACACAGCAGCUCCUCAACCAAAACGGCAAUGUUGUGUCUACUCGAUCGGUUCAUCGAGGUGCAGGAGGCGGCCCGCAGAUGAACCUGGUGACACCGCUUCAUGGCACCCCAGGCGCAGUGCACAUUAUUACCAACGCUCCUUUGGCCCUCACGUCAGCUGCCCAGAAAGUCAUGAGGCAGACGGCGACGAGAUCCGUCAUUGCCAUUCUUAUCGGCAAUGAUGAAGAACAGGGCCGCAAAAUCCGGGACGGCAAAUGCACCACCGUCCUUGAUGUCGACCUCAGACCGACCAGGCUCCUUCCGGUCGCAAACGAGCCUGCCCACGCCCCUGGCGGUCCUCGCGAUGUUCCCCUCACAAGUGAGACGCGUUGCGGCGGUUGCGGCAGCCAGACUCACGAGCUAAAGCUCUGCAUGCGAUCUUCCUCCGACGGGCUGCUCCACGGCUGCACCCUCUGCAACAGCACAAGCCACGAGUUGGAUCAGUGUCGCCGCUUCCGAGACCUCGACCGCGAAGGUCUUUUUGCUGUCGUUGUCCGUCAACGCGGGAACAUGCCGGCACUUGCCACGAGUCGGUCGUGGUUCUCUGUCGUCUCCGACUAUAGAGACGCAACUCCCAACAUCUCGGCAAACUACAUGCCCUGGACGCCGUAUCUGCCGUGGACUCCAGAGUUUGCCCGCAGGAUGGCUCAGGCUGGUCCAUCGGAGUGGGCAAGAAUGGAGACAUUCUAUCGAGACUUUGAUCGUUCCGUGCUGCCGAGCGACCCAGACACGAGACACCUGGCCGCGGCGAGGGCGUACUUUGCCCGAUCGCGCAGCACUCAGCGAUAUCCUUCCCCGCUCUAG